Messenger RNA from Eufriesea mexicana, 870 nucleotides. Its product is annotated as histidine protein methyltransferase 1 homolog. Gene Ontology annotation, biological process: peptidyl-histidine methylation, to form tele-methylhistidine. The record is from RefSeq and is a predicted model, not a curated record. Lineage: Eukaryota; Metazoa; Arthropoda; Insecta; Hymenoptera; Apidae. The transcript is spliced from 4 exons. Gene Ontology annotation, cellular component: nucleus. The coding region runs from base 63 to 842 and encodes 259 amino acids. Gene Ontology annotation, molecular function: protein-L-histidine N-tele-methyltransferase activity.
AAGCCGUGAUUUGAUUUCCGUCUCAAAUUAUUUUAUUGCGUAUUAGUAUUUCACAAAUAAGUAUGGAAAAAGCUACCGAGUGUAAGAUGUUUAAAUUCGGAUUUUCGAGUAACAAGGAAGAUGAAGAAGAAAUUGUCGAUACGAAAAAAUCGACAAUUAACUGGAUAUCUGCUUCAAAAGUAGAAAUAUCAGAAUUACAACUCGAAGAACAGUAUGAGCCCAAUGAUUAUGUAGAAUGUUUAGUAUUUCCGGAUUGUAAAUUAAAACUAAUUAAAUCGGAAAAGGCUUUGCAAGAUUUACAAAAGCAAAAUUGUACAAAUAUUAUAGAAGCGGAAUUACAACAUUCUGAUCUUAUUCCCGCUAAAUACGAAGGUGGUUUAAAAAUCUGGGAAUGCAGUUACGAUCUAGGACAGUAUAUAUUCGAAAACAAUAUCGAUUUCCAAGACAAAUUUGUUUUGGAUUUAGGAUGUGGCACCGGUAUUAUUGGUCUCAUUGCUCUUCGUAAAAAUUCCAUUGUUCAUUUUCAAGAUUAUAAUGUUGAAGUUAUUAAAAGUGUAACGAUUCCAAACGUCUUAUUGAAUUUUGAUAAUCGAGAAAAUGUAUUAAAAAGAUGUCAAUUUUUUUGCGGCGACUGGGAAUCGUUCACGAAAUUAUAUAAUUCAAAUAACGAAAACGAAUCCCCGAAGUACGAUCUCAUUUUCACGAGUGAAACGAUUUAUAAUCCUGAUAAUCAUAAAAAACUAUACGAAGUUUUCAAACAGAAACUCAAACAGGAUGGGGUGGGGCAAGUACAAUUUUUAAAAUCUGAACUCAGUGUAGAUUCUUAUAAGAACAGAAUAUAAAAUCAAACACAUAAUGUUUCUAGAUUCA